GAACGGCUCCACGUACUUUGCAUCAUUUUAGACCAGUCCGGCAAUCCCGGCGCCCUUCCACCCGACUGCGACUGCGACUCGGGCCCGUGGUGCAUGCCGAGGAAUGCACAGCGAUGGCGGAGGAGAGCCACCCGCCGGCGCGCUACGUGAAGCUCACCCGCGACCAGGAAGCACCCGCCGAUGACAUCCUCCCCGGCGAGCUCAACCAGCCCGUCCACGUUCCACAGCUCGAGGGCAGGAGGUGCCCCGAGUGCGGCCAGGUUCUGCCGGAGAGCUACCAGCCACCGGCCGAUGAGCCCUGGACCACCGGAAUCUGCGGAUGUACCGAUGAGCCCGAGAGUUGCCGAACUGGAAUGUUCUGUCCUUGCGUGUUGUUCGGGCGCAAUGUUGAAGCCCUUAGAGAGGAUAUUCCCUGGACAGCACCUUGUGUUUGCCAUGCUGUUUUUGUGGAAGGAGGGAUCACGCUUGCGAUUCUAACGGCAAUAUUUCAUGGUGUUGAUCCAGGAUCAUCAUUUCUUAUUGGUGAAGGUUUAAUGUUUAGUUGGUGGUUGUGUGGUGCGUAUACUGGAAUUUUUCGUCAAGAACUCCAGAAAAAAUACCAUCUCAAGAACUCCCCAUGCGACCCUUGUAUGGUCCAUUGCUGCCUGCACUGGUGCGCAAACUGCCAGGAGCAUCGCGAGAGGAGGGGCCACCUCGUGGACCAUGGAGAUGCGUCAGUGACUAUCGUUGAUCCGCCUCCCGUGGAAGAGAUGGGCAUGCCAAGAGAAUCAUCGUGCUGCUUCUGAGGCUUCCCCUGAGAAUAGGUCGUCCAACAAGACAAAAGCUCGAAGCAGACCUGAGAGGGAUCACGCUGCCGUGGUCAUACGUGCUCAUACAUACCUUUGUUGGUCUCAGACCAAGAAAAAUAAGGGAGUUUUAAUUUAUUAGGAGGAUAGCAAUGCUUAACAGAACUUGGUUUCUCUGUCAUAGCAUGAGUGAGUGGGACAUGAGAUUGAGCUUCACGAUGGACCUGGUUGUAGAACUGCUGCCUUGUCAGUGUUGUUAUGUGGUGUAGAACUGCUGAUGAACCUGUUAUAAACUCAAACAUACAUUAAUUUCUCGAGUUAUUUAUUUGCCUAAAAUCA
Lolium perenne is the source of this 1124-nucleotide messenger RNA. RefSeq names its product cell number regulator 6. Lineage: Eukaryota; Viridiplantae; Streptophyta; Magnoliopsida; Poales; Poaceae. The record is from RefSeq and is a predicted model, not a curated record.